GUUUCCAUCACUGCAACAAGGCUUCUCACUUGCUUCUCACUCUCUAACUAUUACCUCGUUUGACUCGAAAUUCUGCUGUAUAAACUACAACACAUCCUCUAGAUUGCUGUCGAAGAUAACUUGACGAUAGAGUAUAAGCAUCCUCGAGACCAUCUAGACAUGUCUGGCAUAACUUGGCACUACGUUCUCAAGUUCAUCAUCACAGGCGAUGCAGCAGUUGGCAAAUCGUCUCUACUUGUUCGUCUCACAGAUCAACGUUUCCUGGCCAAUCCAGACCCCACAUUAGGUGUCGAAUUUGGGUCUAAGCUUAUUACGAUACCAGAAGAGAAUAAGGUCGUGAAACUGCAAUGCUGGGACACAGCAGGGACCGAAUCCUUCCGUUCAAUAACACGCUCAUACUACCGGGGAGCUGCAGGCUGCUUACUCGUUUACGACAUCACAUCACGGCAAAGCUUCCUGAAUGCACGAACGUGGCUCGAAGACGUCCGGAAACAUGCAGAUCCACAUCUUACCUGUAUCCUCGUCGGGAACAAAUCUGAUCUCUGUCCACCAUCUUCAUCCUCGUCGCCGUCCCAAUCCUCAUCAUCCCCGCAAACACAAACGUCAUCACAACCCUCCUCAACAACAACACCGACACCCACGACAGCUCCAUCAAGAUCAAUAACCCCAACAUCUUCGAGGCGACAAGUUAGCGUAGAGGAGGCCCAGCUCUGGGCGCAAGAAGAGGGCCUUUUGUUCGUCGAGGCGAGCGCGAAGAACGGGGAGAAUGUGGAGAAGGCGUUCGAGGAGGCUUGUAGAGAUAUUUUGAGCAAGAUUAGGAGGGGGGUGUUCGAUGAUGAGCGGAGUCCGGGUGUGAAGUUGUCGAAACCGAACGCGAGUGCCUCUGGAGGUGUCGCGUUAGACGGCCAGGCCAAAGGCUCGUGCUGUGGCACAUAGUCUCCCGUUCCUAUCUCCUAUCUCCCAUCUUCUUCACCCUUUCCCUCUAUCCAUAUGGUGUUAUACUGCUAUUUUACUGGUUUGGUGGAGUUUCUUUUUAGUUGGGGGCUGUAAGUUAUUUUAAUUUCUCCUGGGAACACUCGGAGACCAUCGUUGUCAACCAUUCUUAUUAUUCGUCUUCGUCUACGCUUUUCUCUUUCUUUGAAGUAUAGUUCAUCGGUGGUGUUGCUUUGUUACGUGCUAACAUGUACAUGUGUGUUGGUGCUGUGUUGUAAGUGCGUACGAUAAUUAAUAACGUGGAAGGCCGUGUUUACUGUAUGUAAUAAGGCUGUUGAUGGGUGUCAAUGGGUUUUGUCGAUUUAGAC
This is a messenger RNA of Stereum hirsutum FP-91666 SS1, 1301 nucleotides long. RefSeq names its product ras-domain-containing protein. Gene Ontology annotation, cellular component: endosome. The transcript is spliced from 6 exons. Bases 160 to 936 code for a protein of 258 amino acids. Lineage: Eukaryota; Fungi; Basidiomycota; Agaricomycetes; Russulales; Stereaceae. Gene Ontology annotation, biological process: regulation of endocytosis. The record is from RefSeq and is a predicted model, not a curated record. Gene Ontology annotation, molecular function: GTPase activity; GTP binding.